This is a messenger RNA of Pyrus x bretschneideri (Chinese white pear), 1790 nucleotides long. RefSeq names its product 1-acyl-sn-glycerol-3-phosphate acyltransferase 2. NCBI's taxonomy places the organism in Eukaryota, Viridiplantae, Streptophyta, Magnoliopsida, Rosales, Rosaceae. Gene Ontology annotation, cellular component: endomembrane system. The coding region runs from base 244 to 1404 and encodes 386 amino acids. Gene Ontology annotation, molecular function: 1-acylglycerol-3-phosphate O-acyltransferase activity. The transcript is spliced from 11 exons. The record is from RefSeq and is a predicted model, not a curated record.
CCUCUCUCUCUCUCUCUCUCUCUUACGCGCAUUUUCUCAAACACAUUGCGCGCACGGUUACACCCACUACCUGAGUUCCUGAGAUACUGCCUCAUACCCUCGCUUGCGCUUCCAAUUCGUUUGGGUUCCUGAUUUAAUUCAACUUUGAAUUGAAAUAUUUCGUUUCAUUUGCUCUUGGGCAAUUGAAAGUUUUGGAUUUUGUGGAGAAAUCGAUUCGAUUCUCUCUGUGGGGUUUUGGGCGCCAUGGCGAUUGCAGCGGCAGCUGUCAUCGUCCCGCUGGGCCUGCUCUUCUUCGUCUCAGGCCUCGUCAUCAAUCUCAUUCAGGCGAUUUGCUUCAUUCUUAUUCGGCCACUGUCUAAGAAUACAUACAGAAGGAUCAACAGAGUGGUGGCAGAAUUGUUGUGGCUGGAACUCGUAUGGCUUAUUGAUUGGUGGGCAGGUGUUAAGAUCCAAGUGUACACAGACCCUGAAACGUUUCAUUUAAUGGGUAAAGAACAUGCACUUGUCAUGUGCAAUCAUAGAAGUGAUAUUGAUUGGCUUGUUGGAUGGGUCCUGGCGCAGCGGUCAGGUUGCCUUGGCAGUGCCUUAGCUGUAAUGAAGAAAUCAUCAAAGCUCCUUCCGGUCAUAGGGUGGUCAAUGUGGUUUUCUGAAUAUCUCUUUUUGGAAAGAAGCUGGGCCAAAGAUGAAAGCACUUUAAAGUUAGGUCUUCAACGGUUGAAGGACUACCCUCAGCCCUUUUGGUUGGCUUUGUUUGUAGAAGGAACUCGUUUUACACAGGCCAAGCUUUCAGCAGCACAAGAAUAUGCAGCCUCAACAGGGCUGCCUGUACCUAGAAAUGUUUUGAUUCCUCGUACUAAGGGUUUUGUCUCUGCAGUAAGUAAUAUGCACUCAUUUGUUCCGGCCAUAUAUGAUAUAACGGUGGCUAUUCCUAAGGCUUCACCUUCACCAACAAUGCUAAGACUCUUUGAGGGGCGACCUUCUGUGGUGCAUGUGCACAUUAAGCGGCAUUUAAUGAAGGAAUUACCUGAAACUGAUGAUGCUGUUGCCCAGUGGUGUAAAGAUAUAUUUGUGGCAAAGGAUGCAUUGUUGGAUAAACAUACUGCAGAGCAAACUUUUGGCGAUCAAGAAUUGCAAACUACUGGCCGGCCACUAAAAUCUCUUUUGGUUGUUGCGUCUUGGUCAUGUCUACUUAUUUUGGGGGCUCUGAAGUUCCUCCAUUGGUCUUCACUUCUGUCCUCGUGGAAGGGUAUUGGGUUCUCAACAUUGGGUUUGGGCAUUGUUACCGUCCUGAUGCAGUUCUUGAUUCGGUUUUCUCAGUCAGAGCAUUCAACCCCUGCCCCGGUGUCUCCUGCAAAGAACGUUAGCAAAGGCGAGUCUUCAGGCAAAGCAGACAAACAGCAAUAGAGUACACAGUUUGAUAUCCAGGCCUUUUGUAAGCGGGCGAGUUGUUACUCAUGUGACUCAUGUGCUUUGUCACCCCUGCCUUGCCUUAGUGAUGUUCCUUCACCGUGCAGUGGUGCCCCUUUGAUUUUGUAAAACACGUAUUAUGUAUGCAUAUCUCAAUUCAUUAACGGUUGGUUGAUUAGGGCAAUUUCUGUAUAGACUCCGAAAAAUUGGCUUUAUCAGCAGUGCUAGGUCUAGAAUACUCCUAUGAAAUUACACUGCCUUUCACCUUGUUUGUCAUUUUAAAUGUCAGAAACCCUUCAAUUUAUCAGCAUUAGUGACCAUGGUGAAGCUUGGACUUGUAAUUUUAUUGCAUUAAUAGAGUAAUGUGGUCAAAUUUUCAAUUA